Penicillium diatomitis is the source of this 480-nucleotide messenger RNA. Its product is annotated as alpha/beta-hydrolase. Lineage: Eukaryota; Fungi; Ascomycota; Eurotiomycetes; Eurotiales; Aspergillaceae. The transcript has a single exon. The record is from RefSeq and is a predicted model, not a curated record. Bases 1 to 480 code for a protein of 159 amino acids.
AUGCAUGAUCCUUGCUUCCACGCCGACAUCAUUGGCCCCGCACAUGCAACGUACCCCUUCUAUCGCUAUGAGCCCAUCUUGAUGUGGAAUUUGUUACGGCACGUCCGCCCAGGUGUACUCUAUCUAUUUGGCGAUCGUAGCCCCGUUUCAACACCGGAUCUCCGCAAAGAGAAGUUGACGCGAACUGGGACAAGCAUCGGUGGCAGUGGUGGCUGGAAGAUUAACCGGGUGAAAGAGAUCACAAUCCCUGACACAGGGCACCAACUUCCCUUCGAGAAUGUCUCUCGCGUAUGCAAGGAGACAGCGGUGUGGCUCGAGGAAGAGGUCGCCCGAUGGUCUGAGGAUGAAACGCGCAUCUCUGAAGACUGGCUGGACGCUAUACCAGAAGUACGAUCUUCGGUCUCAAGUGGCUGGAAGGCGCACCUUGAUUCUUGUCUUUCCCUAACUGUCGUGGGUCCCAAAGCACAGUCCAAAUUAUGA